This is a messenger RNA of Monomorium pharaonis (pharaoh ant), 4881 nucleotides long. RefSeq names its product forkhead box protein K1 (gene FoxK). The record is from RefSeq and is a predicted model, not a curated record. Gene Ontology annotation, biological process: regulation of transcription by RNA polymerase II. The coding region runs from base 844 to 2541 and encodes 565 amino acids. Lineage: Eukaryota; Metazoa; Arthropoda; Insecta; Hymenoptera; Formicidae. Gene Ontology annotation, molecular function: protein binding; DNA-binding transcription factor activity, RNA polymerase II-specific; RNA polymerase II cis-regulatory region sequence-specific DNA binding. The transcript has 5 exons.
UGAGAAAGGGAAAGAGAGAGACGAAAAUGGAAGGAAAGAGAAAGAAGGAGAAUGCGGCAUGGUGUCCCGUGCUCGCGCACGCACGCGAAUAACGAACAAACGCACUCGGGUACGGAGAGAAAGGAGAGUUCGAGAAGGCGAGCCGGCCAUAUUUCGCGCGGGUUACACGCUACUCCGCGGGCGCGUGUGCAUCCGCAGCUCGUGGCCGUGUGUCUCUCUCUUCUCUCUUUCUCUUCCUCUUUUUAUCUUUCUCUCUCGCGUUUGUUACACGCGCGCGCCCGGUGACUCGUCUCGCCCGGUGAAGUCUCCCCCUUCAUCCGGGCGCUCCGAUUUUCUCGAACCUCUCGUUUUUCUCUCCGUCCGUCCCUCUCAUCCUCUCUUUCUCUCUCCUUCUCUCCCUCCCUACCUCCUUCAACCCCUCGCUCGCGCACGUCGUCCCACUCUUCGUCGUGACGGCGCGCACGCAUACUCUCUUCUUUUCUCUGCAUCUCGCGUUUAAUUUUUGUCAUCUGUACUUGUAUACCAAGCGCUUCACCUUAGCCGGUCUAUCUCGCGUCCAUUCGCUCCGCCGCACGCCGUUAUCUAUUUAUCUAGCAUAUCUGAGUUUCAAACGCGAACGUCCGUGAAUCGUUUAUCUCUCGCUCUCUCUUUCUCUCUCUCGUUCUAGCAAACGGCUAUCUAUCCAUUUCGCUCUCUUGUCUCUCUCGCGUGUGCGCGCGCGCGCGCGCGCACUCGUCUCUCUCUCUCUCUCUCUCUCUCAUUCUCUCCCCCUCCCUCCAACUGUCUUCCUCUCUUUCCCGUGGCCGCUCUUGACUACACGACGGCUCGUUCGCUCUCGGUACUAUGUCUACGUACUCUCGUACCCAGGAGAGCGACGCGUGGGCCCUACUGGCACUGAAGUCGGUGCCGAGCAGCACGUCGAAGAUGCAGUGGAAUCCGGAGUCGAGCGGGGCACCGAUCGCGCGGCUCGAGGCCCGCGAGUUCGAGUACAUGGUUAGGCAACGGCGCAUCACGAUCGGCCGCAACAGCAGCAAGGGUGAGGUCGACGUCAACAUGGGCCACUCCAGCUUUAUCUCGCGCCGGCACCUCGAGAUCUUCUAUGAGCACCCGUUCUUCUUCAUGGUAUGCAACGGCAAGAACGGCGUCUUCGUCGACGGGGUAUUCCAGCGCAAAGGCGCCCCGGUCUUUCAACUGCCAAAGACAUGCACAUUCAGAUUUCCAAGUACAACGAUAAGGCUGAUGUUCCAGUCGCUCGUCGACGAACAGGAGCAGAGUAACGUUCGCGUGCCCUCUCCGCCGAAGCAACGGGCACCACUGCCCCCCCUGCGAAUAAACAUCCCGGAUGCCGGAUAUAGCAGCAGCCCGUUUCCGUCACCCACUGGAACGAUAAGUGCUGCCAAUUCAUGUCCAGCAAGUCCGCGCGCUGGCCAGAGCAGGAGAAACAUCUCGGCGGACCUGCACAUGGUCGCGGCAUAUGCCGCUGCUGUGGCAAACGAUUCGCAGAAUUCUUCUCUAGAUAGGCACAAUGUAGAGAGGCAUGGAGACAGUGGACAAAGCUCCAGCAGGCAGAUAAGCCCAGAGCCUGGUGCGGACGCACGUUAUCGCGGUGGUAAUAGUUCAGGACCGAAUGGUACAGCGCCACAUUAUAGUCCGCCGAAGGAUGACUCGAAGCCACCGUAUUCCUACGCGCAACUGAUUGUCCAAGCAAUCGCCUCGGCGCAUGACAAACAACUCACUUUGUCGGGCAUCUAUUCCUACAUCACUAAGCACUAUCCAUACUACAGAACUGCAGAUAAAGGCUGGCAGAAUUCUAUACGACACAAUUUAUCAUUGAAUCGCUAUUUCAUCAAGGUGCCCAGAAGUCAGGAGGAACCAGGUAAAGGCUCCUUCUGGAAGAUAGAUCCCCAGUCGGAGACGAAGCUCAUCGAACAGGCAUUCAGACGAAGACGGCAGCGCGGUGUACCUUGUUUCCGUGCGCCCUUCGGGACUCUAUCGUCAAGAAGUGCCCCGGCUUCGCCAUCCCACGUAGGAAUCAGCGGAUUAAUCACACCUGAAUGCCUGAGCAGAGAGGCUUCCCCUGGUCCUGAGUCUUAUCCAGACAGCUCGGUGCCCUCUCCGGCUGGGCAGCUCGCGACAAGUCAGUCGGCGCCUGGCUCUCCUGGACAUCCGUACACAUCGUCUCAGACAACUCAUACUAAGGGACGUCUGAUGCAAACAGUCGUAACGAACGGUGUCAGUGGUGAUGCCGCAGGAAGAGAAGAGAAAUAUUUGGUGCCUGGGAACGCUGUAGAGGACCACUCUUUAUCUCCAGCUGGCCAGUACAGUCCAGCUCCUGUUAUUGUACAAACAACAUAUAAUUACAGUGGAAAUUUUAUCAGCCCCGAUGCUGGCAUUGGGGGGGUUAGCAAACGCACCCAUGAAGAAUCUGAUAGCUCGCCAGGUUCACCGGCCCCGCUCGCGAUCGUCGAGAGCCCCGAGCCUCCUGAACAUCAAUCAUCGCAAUCCAAACGUCAACGUAUUCACGAAAUGGAUGAUCAUUGAACUAAUAUACUUAGCAUCCUGUUACGUAGAACAUUACAUUUACAUUAUUUGCCUGUCGUCGAAAACACACCUACACACAUAUAUACACUGCAAAUUUCAUUUUAUUUUAACCGCAUAAUCCGCUUUAGACUGCACAUAAUCGUGAGAUCGAGCGUCAGUUCUAUAUUCUCGCGAGAAUCUGACGAGACACUGUUGUGUGUACGAAUCCGCAGAAGAAACUCACUUGAGUGAAAGAAAGAACGAUAAGCAGGAAGAUACUUUUCCUGUCCUUCUAAGCUUCAUGUUCUUACAACAUGAUUUUCUCAACAACAGUCAAUGUACAUAAGAUAUAUAUACUUUAUUAAAUGCUUUCUCUUUAUGACUUGUUAACUUCGGCAGAAGAUAUAGUAUAUAUAUAUGUAUAUGGAGCUUAUUUGAUUGAAGGUCAUCCAAAAUAGUAACAGCAACUGUUGCGCUGACACAUCAAAUUGCAAUAAUGUGAUGCGGUAACGUGCCAUUCAGCGUUUAGCCGAUAUAAUUAAAUAGACAGAAGAGGGCGAAACGAGAGUGUUAUCCAGUGUAAUCCAAAUCGUGCGGAGCAAAAAAAUGAAAAACGCGAUUUAUCUAUAGCUGAAUCCGCUGACCGACAUCUAUUUUACUCGCGUGUGAUUUCUUUUUGUUUUCAUAAUUAUCGCUUGCACCGGCUUGGCGUCGUCAUCGCGACUAAUGAGAAUUAACGAUAGGCAAGGUGAUAAGCGAGAAAGGUGAUAGAUUAUAUUAUUACAAUUAGCGCUCACAAGAUGCUUAAUCGAAGCGUUCUAUUCGAAGGCGAGAUAAGACAUGGAAUACUAUCGAUAUGACGAUGAGAGAAAGCCGAUAAAAAGAACGGGCGGACAAACGGACGAGCUUUUGCGUAGCGUUGGCGAUAUGGCUUAGAGAUUGUUACCAGAGCCAGAGGAAACAAAAAAAUAGAGUCUUAUAAUGUGUUUUACAUUACAUAAUUACUGUAUAAGGAUACAAUUUUAUGGUGUAAUGGAAUCUUAUUCGAGCUGAUCGAGAGCGGAUGUGCACGGGAACACAUUUGAUAUAAAGCAGCCUCUAGACGCAAUAAUAUUGCGCGAUACAAGAAUAGAAGAAUUUAGACGGAAUGCGAAAAUUCAACUUUAUUCAAUAUCGUACAAUAUUCCUCUAAAUUCAAAAUAAAAUAUAGCUUCUUGAUAAAUAAUAUUGCGCAAUAUUUAAAUAUUGUUCAAUGAUAUUGGCAUCUAAGGGCCGCUUUAUCAUGCGCAUAUCUUGCGGAUCCGGCGAGGAGGAGAGAGGAGGAAAGAAUAUCUUCUGUCGAGGAAUUCCCCCCCUCCCCCGAGUUCUCGUCGCCCUCCGAGCAAGUAUCGACGAUCGUUGCGUCGCCGCAACGGGAUGAUGAUUCAUCCAAUUUGAUCAUCUAUAAUAGUCUUGUCGUUUUAAUGCUGGAAGAAAUUGUUUUAGAUAAUAAUAAUAAUAAUAAUAAUAAUAAUAAUAAUAAAAAAACAAAGACAAAGAGAUAUGAUAAAAUGAAAAAAGAAGAUGAAAUUAGAAUGAGAUGUCGAGGGAAAGUAGCCGCGGUCGACGAUAAUGAUGCCAAACUCGAUCACCGAUUUCUCCUGCGAAUACUUUUUUCUCUCGUGCAAUCGUAGUUAAUCGUAAACUCGCCGAUCCCUCUAGAACAUCGGCGUUAGACAAGAUAAAAAUAAACACGAAAAAAAACAGGAAAAAUGACACACAGUAGCGUUAGACUUACGGUGAGGCGAGGAGGAGCAGAGGGAGCAGGACUGGACGUAGUAGUUGCGUUAUAAUGAAGGUCGGAAUGGAGCGUGGUGCAAUAAAGAGGCAAGGAGGAAAAAAAAAGAAAAGGGAAGGAAAAAAACGAAAUUUAUUUUUCGCACCUCUCGCGCGAGGCGAGGCGAGCGUAUGGCGUUCUAUCUGAAACGUUUAUUUUUCUAUUAGUCGGACGUACACGAGCACAACAAGAGGAAAGGGUGGUUUUCGGACGAUUUUGCCGGUAGUAGAGGACGGAUUACACGCUGUGUACAGUGUUGACACAUACGUGAUCGGCGACGAGCGACGUAUGUCACUAUUAUUAUACAUAUACGUACAUACGUGUGCGAGAUACGUGUACGCACGCAUCUCGUGCGUGUGUACGCGUGUGCACGAGAAAAAUCGAUAUGCGAAAAAGAAAAAAAAACAGGUACACGUGCGCGGCAUGUAUGCAUACGUAUGUACAUACAUGCAUACACACACACACACACACACUUUUCCUCGAUGUCACAAUGCGCAUGUAUGUGUGCAUAUGUAUAAUAAGGCAAUAAAAUUAAUACUACAUUA